Sardina pilchardus (European sardine) is the source of this 1280-nucleotide messenger RNA. RefSeq names its product distal-less homeobox 5a (gene dlx5a). Gene Ontology annotation, biological process: embryo development; anatomical structure formation involved in morphogenesis; regulation of transcription by RNA polymerase II. The record is from RefSeq and is a predicted model, not a curated record. Gene Ontology annotation, molecular function: RNA polymerase II cis-regulatory region sequence-specific DNA binding; DNA-binding transcription factor activity, RNA polymerase II-specific. NCBI's taxonomy places the organism in Eukaryota, Metazoa, Chordata, Actinopteri, Clupeiformes, Clupeidae. The transcript has 3 exons. Bases 102 to 959 code for a protein of 285 amino acids.
GAUCGUCGACGCCUGUACACGCAAUGACAGUAUAGAAUCUAGACCCCCGUUAAUGCAAGACAGACAUUUUUCGUCGCCUGCACCUCUGCGCCCUUCGAAUUAUGACUGGAGUAUUUGACAGAAGGAUUCCGAAUAUCAAACCUGCAGAUUUUCAAAACCCUUUUCAGAUUUCGACCAUGCACCACCCGUCUCAGGAAUCUCCAACACUACCCGAAUCAACGGCCACGGAUUCUGGCUACUAUAGUCCUGCCGGUGGAGUUCACCAUGGGUAUUGCUCGCCCAACUCAACCUCCUAUGGAAAAUCGCUUAACGCAUAUCAGUACCAGUAUCACAGUGUUAACGGAUCGGCUGGAAAUUACUCUGCAAAAUCUUACCCAGAUUACAGCUCUUACACCACCGCUGCCUACCAUCAAUAUGCCGGAGCGUAUAGCAGAGUUCAGUCACAACCCAGUCCACAAGAAAAAGAGGUAGCAGAGCCCGAAGUAAGAAUGGUAAAUGGAAAGCCCAAGAAAGUCCGGAAACCACGAACCAUCUACUCCAGUUUUCAGCUCGCCGCCUUACAGCGGCGGUUUCAAAACACUCAGUACCUCGCCCUUCCCGAGAGAGCGGAGCUGGCCGCGUCGUUAGGUCUUACACAGACACAGGUCAAAAUAUGGUUUCAAAACAGGCGAUCCAAGCUGAAGAAGAUCAUGAAGAACGGGGAGCUUCCUCCAGAGCACAGUCCGAGUUCCAGUGAUCCGAUGGCUUGCAAUUCCCCUCAAUCACCCGCAGUAUGGGACUCACAAGGCCCCCCGAGGCCUCAUAACCACCAGAAUCAGCAAAGCAUCAACACGGCGGCUUCUACCUUUUUGGAGAACUCUAGCUCAUGGUAUUCCAGUGCUAGUAAUAUGAAUUCACACCUCCAGGCGCCCAACUCAUUACAGCACUCGCUCGUUCUUGGAUCAGGAACGUUGUACUGAAAACCCCUCACUUAUUUUUUGUUGUAUCGGACUGGUGUGUAAAUUCUUUUUUGAGGAAUAUGCAAUGUAUUAAUAUGACAGUCAUAGAAGAACGUGUAAAAUGUGUAAAUGUGUGCAUGUAAUUUAUUGCAUUUGGAAGACUUAUUAAAUGUUUUAAAUGGACAUUGGAGAUCCAAAUACUUUGGUGCCUUGAAUUUUGACCUCAACACUAACUUAACAUUUCUUGUAUAAUUUUUCAGUAUAGCCAAGAUGGCAAUGGAAUUGUAUAUUGCAAGGACUACACCGAAAAAAUAAACAGCUGACUUAUGAUACUAUAUUUUA